UUAAAAUCAGCCAGGAAAAGAGAGAAGGAGAUCUCUGCAUACUUGGGAAAAGACCGAAAGUCAUUACUUCCUCAGAGCACAACAACAAGAAAACGAUGGCUGCCAUUCGUAAGAAACUUGUUAUAGUUGGUGAUGGAGGCUGUGGAAAGACCUGUUUACUUAUUCAAUUUAGUAAAGAUUACUUUCCUGAACUUCCUGAACACUUGCCCACAGUGUUUGUGAACUAUGUUGCAGACAUUGAGGUUGAUGGAAAACAGGUAGAGCUUGAGUUGUGUGACACUGCUGAAAAGGAGGAUUAUGAUCAAUUACGGCCUCUCUCGUACACUGACACAGAUGUCAUUCUUAUGUGCUUUUCCAUCGACAAUCCUGAUAGUUUGGAGAACAUUCCAGAAAAGUGGACGCCAGAGGUAAGGCAGUUCUGUCCGAAUGUAUUCAUCAUCCUUGUGGGUACCAAAAAGGAUCUCCGAAAUGAUGAGCAUACACGACAGGAACUUGCCAAAAUGAAACAGGAGCCUGUGAAACCCGAGGAAGGACGAGACAUGUCCAACCGAAUCAAUGCCUUCGGUUAUGUAGAAUGCGCAGCCAAGACAAAAGCUGGUGUGAGAGAGGUUUUUGAGAUGGCCACCAGAGCAGCACUGCAUGUGAAGAAACGUGGCAAAAAGACUGGCUGUUUAUUCUUAUAAAAACCUGUAGAAGAACAGGUAUCAGUUAACACAACCCAGGAUUAAGACUUAAGAACAGGGAGGGGGGUGGGAGAAUCCUAACAUUCGUGUCCUCGUACAGUUGGCGUACCGGGACAAUGUGUCAAGAAGACUAACUUUUUAAAUGUCAAUAUCCUGGCUGGACCACUGUUGUCAGUGAUAUAAGUAUAUAAAAUAAACAUGAUUUCUUAAUGUCUAGUGACAUAUCAGGGCCAUUUUUUUAUUAAUUGAUAUAAAUUUCUUACAUACUGUUCCUUUAAUGUUUGUGUGAAUGAAAACACAGAAUGUGUCUCUUUGUUAUAUACGAAUCUAUCUGGAUGGCUUUAUUCUGUUUGUAUAUCAUGUUGAAGGAUCCUCGUGCAGAAUGUUUUUAUUGUUUUUUUUUUUAUCUUUAAUCAUUUAUUUACAUAAUCAUUUUAUAAUCAUUAGUUAUUAUCCAUUUAAUUAUUGUAUUUGAUAACUUAAUAUUGUUUUAUCAUUAUCAAUUUCAUUAUUAUCAUUUUUAUUAUUACAUUUAUUCAUGUAUUCAUUAUUCAUUUAUUCAUUCAUUAUUAUAUUUCUAUAUUUUAUUAUAUCAUUCAUUAAUUCUUUGUAUUUCUAUAUUUUAUAUGUCUCUUGGUGGUUCAGUUUCACAUUUGGGAAGUUUAGAGCUGUUCUGUCUGUGUGUGAAGAGAAUGUUUAUGGAAGCUCAAGGUCUAUAGGAUGUUACAGCUAAGCAAUUUUGAUAUAACAGUGCAUGCUGAAUUCCUGUGGGGGUAGACGAGGUUUGAACAUUGAGGCAUAUGCAACUGAAACUAAACUGUCCAUCAAUAAAACUCUGUUCUAUUU
Messenger RNA from Paramisgurnus dabryanus, 1529 nucleotides. The record is from RefSeq and is a predicted model, not a curated record. Lineage: Eukaryota; Metazoa; Chordata; Actinopteri; Cypriniformes; Cobitidae.